AUGACUGCAGUGGUGACCAGGCCCUUGUCUGAGGGCAAAACCGCGAUGAUCAAACCUCCGGAACCCGGCCCCUCGUCCCAUUUCCACAACAAUGGGAAUUUGGAUCCCUUUUCGCCAGUCAACGAGAAUGGAAGCUUCGAAUUCGAUCGAGUCUUGAAGACAGGGAGAGUGUGUCGACGAGUCAAGCAUAAACACGUCUUUCGCGCCUCAUGGAAACCAGCCUACCUCGUCCUCCGACCGAACCUCCUUUCCGUAUACAAGGACGAAGAAACCACCCGCCUCCGAGUCUCCAUUCCCCUGUCUGAAGUGACCGCUGUCGCGCCCGUCAAGUCUCCCCGAUCGACCCGGCGGCAUGUUUUCGGUGUCUUUACCCCAUCUACGAAUUACCGCUUCGAAGCCCUGAGCGAACGCGAUGCAGAGGACUGGAUCGACCGCAUUCGUGCCGAGACCCCCCGCGACGAGGACGAGCGAGCUUUCCUGGCUUUGACCAAAAAGCACGAUCCCCCUGCCAUCCAGAAACAGCUCGUCGACGAGACAACCGAUCACUCCGACUUCGAUCACACUGGCCGCGCCAGCUCUCCGGAGCCACGCCAUCCGCUGUCCCCACGCAGUAAAAAUGCCCAGAAACUCCCUUACAUCCAGGAUUACUCCGGCAACGAGAUGGCAUCGCAUUCAGAGUUCUCUGAUGGACCUGCGCCAUCACGUAACAUCUACCUACGAUCCAUGCCCUCCAUCCAUUCACUGUCCGUUUCAGCACUGGAGGAUAAAUCGGCACCCCGGCCGUCAUCGUCUCUACCCCGAGAUACCAGCAAACAAACAGACUCGGGCACUUUGCGUGACCCAGAGCGGGUAAUCUGUCAGGGGUACCUGCAGGGGCUGCGCAUACAAGGAACCGUGCGUCAGUGGAAACGGCUCUGGGUUGUGCUUCGACCUAAGAGUUUGGCCUUUUACAAGGAUGAAUCGGAGUAUGCUGCAGUCAAGAUCAUCCCCAUGUCUCAUGUAUUUGAUGCCGCAGAAGUGGACCCUUUGUCGAGAUCGAAGACGUUCUGCUUGCAGAUCAUCGCCGAAGAAAAGACCUAUCGACUUUGCGCCCCGGAUGAAGAGUCCCUGGCGCGCUGGCUGGGCUCAUUGAAAAGCAUUCUGGCCGCGCGCAGGCGAUUGGAGCCGUCUAUGGCCACUUCUGUAUAA
Molecule: messenger RNA, 1188 nt
Organism: Penicillium roqueforti
Lineage: Eukaryota; Fungi; Ascomycota; Eurotiomycetes; Eurotiales; Aspergillaceae
Product: PH domain-containing protein
Exons: 1
Coding region: 1-1188 (395 amino acids)
Source: RefSeq, a predicted model, not a curated record